Messenger RNA from Colletotrichum gloeosporioides, 1023 nucleotides. RefSeq lists its product as uncharacterized. The record is from RefSeq and is a predicted model, not a curated record. The transcript is spliced from 2 exons. Lineage: Eukaryota; Fungi; Ascomycota; Sordariomycetes; Glomerellales; Glomerellaceae. Bases 1 to 1023 code for a protein of 340 amino acids.
AUGAGACCUGAGAAGCAACCUGCGCCGGACGCCGACGACAGUACCGGUGAUGGCAAAAACAUUGCCAACGUCAACAUCUUCAGCUGCGGCAAAGCCGGUCCGUUCAUCGUCACCGAAUCCUCCGCUCCCAAGAAAGCCAAGCUGGCCGUCACAAAGCAAGAAGACUCCCGUGGUCCUGGUGCCAGCCCAUCGAGCAAGAGUAUCGUCGCUAUCCGAGCAGGACCCGACAGAGAGACCUUCUUUGUCCAUGCACACUUGCUCAUGGGAUGCAGCGAGUUCCGCAGACAGCUGGGCACGGUGGCCAACGGUGUCACGGAGAUCGAUCUCCCAGACGAGGACCCUGACAUCGUCAGCUUGCUGAUAUAUUGGUGCUAUGAAGGAAAACUGCCUUCUCUCAGGCUCUCCCAACAACAGGAACCUGCUUCGGAAGGUGCAGAUGCCACCAACAAAUAUAUCCCAACUCAGGCAACACGAAGACCCAUGACCAUUAAGGGAAGCGUAGUCGUUACCACGGUUGGAGACAAACUCGAAACUCCGAAAAUAUUCGUUCCUGAUGCCUUGUCAUGGAACAAGCAUUUUCGCGAGACGGGUUUUAGUCAACACAAACCGUUCUGGGCUGAGUUUUUCCACCUCAAAACGCUCAAGUUGGCCAUCAUGGCAAGCAAGAAGGACUGGCCUGAGCUCUUCGAGCAUGUAAUGAGGGUUUACUGCAAGGGCGAGAUGCAGUUCAACCGGACUUGCCCCGCUGUCUGGCACAUCGACGCAGUUUGUACCUUCAACGCUCCGAGAGAGGUGAGCGGGCUCAUGAUGGACUACGCCAGAUACCUUUUUGACAAGCACGGCACGCUCUUCAACUUCGCCAGCAACGCAACCCCGUCUGUGGCGAAGUUCAUGGCCGAGCUUCGCACCGUGGAGAAAUACAGCAAGGUUCCCAGCGAGAAUCCGCUUCGCCGAUACGCGCCCCCAGCUGAGGAUGUUGGCAAAAACAACGAUGACAGCAAGGAAGGAAGUGGUCAGGUCUGA